AUGCGUGGGGCUUUGAUUGCGAUAGAAGGGCUUGAUCGGACGGGUAAAACUACACAAACUGAACGUCUACUGGCCAAACUAAAAGAGUUGAACAUCACACACAAGCUGGUGAAGUUCCCCAAAAGAGACACCCAGAUUGGCAAGCUCAUCAAUACAUACCUCACAGAAAAGUCUUUUGAUUUGAAUGACCAAGCAGCACACCUUCUGUUCAGUGCAAACAGAUGGGAGGUUAUUGAGGAGAUCAAAAAAGACUUACAGGACGGCACGGUGGUGAUACUCGACAGAUACGUGUAUUCUGGCGUGGCGUACUCGGCUGCCAAGGGGUUGGACUUCCAGUGGUGUCUGAGCCCUGAUAUUGGGUUGCCAAAGCCUGAUCUAACCAUAUUCCUGAAGUUUAGACAAAGUGAAAAUGCAAGCAGAGCCGGGUUUGGUGACGAGAGGUACGAGGUGGCCGAAUUUCAGGAAAAGGUCAAACACAUCUUUGAGAACUUCAGCACCAACAGCGAAUGGUCUCCCUUGUACGUCGAUGGGUUGAGCAUUGACCAAGUCCAUGGGAAAAUAUGGGCGUUGUUACAGAAGUAUCUUGGGGGCCUUGACAAUGGUUUGCAGGUUUUUUCGAUAUAA
Pichia membranifaciens NRRL Y-2026 is the source of this 624-nucleotide messenger RNA. RefSeq lists its product as hypothetical. Gene Ontology annotation, biological process: dUDP biosynthetic process; dTDP biosynthetic process; dTTP biosynthetic process. The coding region runs from base 1 to 624 and encodes 207 amino acids. Gene Ontology annotation, cellular component: cytosol; nucleus; cytoplasm. Lineage: Eukaryota; Fungi; Ascomycota; Pichiomycetes; Pichiales; Pichiaceae. The transcript has a single exon. Gene Ontology annotation, molecular function: ATP binding; dTMP kinase activity. The record is from RefSeq and is a predicted model, not a curated record.